AUGCCAGUAGUAGUUGUUGUCUUUGCCGCCACGGCGCAACUACACUGGUUGUUAGUGGGAGCCGUGCGCAACACCAUAAUGCCAGUAGUAGUUGUUGUCUUUGCCGCCACGGCGCAACUACACUGGUUGUUAGUGGGAGCCGUGCGCAACACCACAAUGCCAGUAAUAGUUGUUGUCUUUGCCGCCACGGCGCAACUACACUGGUUGUUAGUGGGAGCCGUGCGCAACACCAUAAUGCCAGUAGUAGUUGUUGUCUUUGCCGCCACGGCGCAACUACACUGGUUGUUAGUGGGAGCCGUGCGCAACACCAUAAUGCCAGUAAUAGUUGUUGUCUUUGCCGCCACGGCGCAACUACACUGGUUGUUAGUGGGAGCCAUGCGCAACACCACAAUGCCAGUAGUAAUUGUUGAGCUUUUACUGCAACGGCGCAACUACACUGGCUAUUAG
Messenger RNA from Necator americanus (New World hookworm), 447 nucleotides. RefSeq lists its product as uncharacterized. Bases 1 to 447 code for a protein of 148 amino acids. The record is from RefSeq and is a predicted model, not a curated record. NCBI's taxonomy places the organism in Eukaryota, Metazoa, Nematoda, Chromadorea, Rhabditida, Ancylostomatidae. The transcript has a single exon.